Molecule: messenger RNA, 2892 nt
Organism: Helicoverpa zea (corn earworm)
Lineage: Eukaryota; Metazoa; Arthropoda; Insecta; Lepidoptera; Noctuidae
Product: SH2 domain-containing protein 4A-like
Exons: 12
Coding region: 287-1618 (443 amino acids)
Cellular component (GO): cytoplasm
Source: RefSeq, a predicted model, not a curated record
CCGAGUGUCGGCAGUCAAGCCAGUCGAGUCGAGAGCGCGCAGCCGUAGCGUGCGUUGCGCAUCGAACGCUAAUUCCACAUUCAAAAAAUUGCGCCAAUUUGAAAGUUGACUAAAAAGUUUUAAUUAGUGCGGCAUUUGUUCAGUGAUCACGUGACAUUUUGAGGAUUCGAAAAAGGAAUUUUUUACUCUUUUUAUUUGAGCAAUCAAAUUAACGUGGUCAACUCAAGCUGUAUUGAUGUCUUACUACGUCUUGUUCUAGUCCCGUGGAUUUAAAAGGGCCGGCACGAUGUUGCAGCAGAUCUUGCGCGACAUGUGGGUGGACCCCGAGAUCCUGGCCGAGCUCGACGAGACGCAGAAACAGACGCUCUUCUGCAAGAUGAGAGAAGAACAGGUGCGUCGCUGGCAGCUCUGGGAUGAGAAGGUGGGCAAAGAAGACGAGAGGCCCAAGUUCCAGAAGAAUGGAAAGAAGCAGGUGCAAUUCCUCACUGGAGAAGAUGGAGAACCAUGGGUGUGGGUGAUGGGCGAGCAUCCAGAAGACAAGUCGAUAGAGACGAUCCUGGCUGAAGAGGCGCGUGAGAAGGCCAUCGCGCAGGCACGCCAGGAGGUGCAGCAGCUCAGGAAGUCAGUGGAGAAGGAGCUCACGCAGCUCAUCGAGUAUAAACCCCUCGAUGAUUUGGAACAGAAAUUCGACCUAUCCCCGAAAACGAUGGACCCGUUAGAAGACACGCUGGAGAUCUACUGCACGGUGGACGAGCUGCGGCAGAGGAUCGAGGCCCUAGAGCCCGACGUCAAGAUCGAGCCCGACGAGAUAGACAAGCUCCCCCCUCCCGACUUCACCGACCCACUCAAGCUCGACCUCAGCAAGAACACGCUGCACUUUAACUUUAUCGAGGGCAAGAGAGAUGUGCUGCAGGACAUGGGCGUGGGGGCCGGCGGCGACGGCGUGAGCGUGCUGGUGGCGGCGUGGGAGCGGCGUGUGGCCGCGGCGAGGGCCGGCGACAUACUGCGCGGCAUCAGGGCCAAGCGCGCCAGAGCCAUGCGCCUCGCGCACCACGCCGCGCAGACGCACGACGCCGCCUGGCGCGACCAGGAGCGCAAAGCAAAAGAAGCAGAAGCAAGCAUGCGUGAGAUCGCUCGCGCAGCGCGAGAGGCACAUCGGCGAAGCUCACACAUUGCGGCACCUCCUGAUACUACACAAGCUGGCAAGCCCCCAAAUAGAGAAGCUAUAGUGGAGUGGUUCCAGACGCAUGAGCUGAAGCGAGGAGUUGGACUCGACGAGAACAACAAACCUGUCGACUGGUUUCAUGGUCUGAUCAGCCGGUCGGAAGCUGAGACGGCGCUGUCAAGCUGCCCUGCAGGCAGUUUCUUAGUCCGUGUGUCGGAACGCGUGUGGGGGUACGCGGUGACGUACCGCGACUCGUCGCGCUGCAAGCACUACCUGGUGGAGGCCGCGCGCGCCUACCGCCUGCUGCCCACCGGACACGUGGCGCAUGACACGCUCGCUGAUCUCAUAAACUACCACAAGACGGUGCCGAUCACGGAGAGCGGAGGCGAGCUGCUGGUGUCAGCAUGCCCGCCGCAGCAGACGCCCGACAUCUUGUGCGCGCCGCCAUCUUGAGCUGUGACGUCACGCCGCCCGUCGCUACACAACCUCUACUCAAUUAGCUCUAAGCUGGAAACGUUUACUUGCACUGUUGCCUUUGUUCAAGAAAAAGGAGAUUGGAAAGAUGGUCCUUUUAAAAAUGAGAAUGAUAAUUAAAAUGACCCUCUAUGCACUAUACUCGAGGUACUCUGUCUGGAUGAAAAGAUGAGUUGAUAAAGCUGGCUUUAUCAAAGGACAAAAUAUUUUUUUGUACAUAGUAUGUUUGUAAAUAGCGAGGAGAAAAUCUUGUACUCAUUUUGUCCUACAUCCUGUCUAACAGCCAGUUUCUUCAUCAAAAGUAAAAGCCAAAGUAAAAGUCAAAGUAAUGUCUAAAGUAAAAGUAACGGUCAAAUUCAUUUUUUCUAUUAGCUUUGCUGUCACUUUAGCCUUGAAAAAACGAAUUUGACCGUUACUUUUACUUUAGACAUUACUUUGACUUUUACUUUUGAUGAAGAAACUGGUCGUUAAAGGCAUUGCGUUGACGGCAACAGUGCAAGCUUCUAAUCAUUGAUUGGUGCGAUAUUUACAUAGUUAUCUGUAAAUAUCAAGGCACAUCAUCAAUAUUACUUAAUUACAUAGUGUAAAAACAUUCCAUAUGUGUGCAAACCCGUAUAGAUUAUUGUUCCACAGAACAUUUUACACUGUGACAAUCAUAAACAUACUCAAGGAAUUCCAAAAAGGCCUAAACAUUUCGUGUUACCAUGGUAACGCAGCAUUGGUGCUACGCUCGUAUAUAAGUUGAUCUCGAUAGUUUGAAAACUCUAUUAUUUAAAUCAUUAUGCAUUUCGUUAGCAGUAACUAAUUAAUGAACAAAAUUGUAAGUUAGUUGUCGUGUAGGCUAAUGUGAUACCAGUCCUUCAACAUAUAGCGCUUCAGUAUUAUCUACUGCUUGGAAACGGACAUAUAAUUUAGCUUACGUUACAAUACCUAGGUAGAUAGUAUAAUUUGCGAAAAGUUCGAAAAUAGAUAUAACUAGUAAGAUUGCUACUCAAUUUUGAAAAAAGUCUCGAAUAUUUUAGAAGUAUGUCAACGUAAGCUAAACAUAUUUCCAUAUAUAAUUUAAGUCCAGAUUCUGAUAAAUUAAGCCAAAGUUAACUUCAACGCAGAAUCGGGGUCUUGAUAUAAGCUGUUAUUUUAUAGCGAUUUUGUAUGCCAUUUGUAUCGUUCAUAGGUGGACUACGUCUAUGAUGUUAUUGUACUUUAGUCAUUAACUGCCAACUAGUAAUAAAUAUUAUAAAUAUGAAAACUUA